This is a messenger RNA of Parathielavia appendiculata, 927 nucleotides long. Its product is annotated as mitochondrial carrier. Gene Ontology annotation, biological process: mitochondrial phosphate ion transmembrane transport. The transcript has 4 exons. The record is from RefSeq and is a predicted model, not a curated record. Bases 1 to 927 code for a protein of 308 amino acids. Gene Ontology annotation, cellular component: mitochondrial inner membrane. Gene Ontology annotation, molecular function: phosphate transmembrane transporter activity. Lineage: Eukaryota; Fungi; Ascomycota; Sordariomycetes; Sordariales; Chaetomiaceae.
AUGGCCACCAAAGCGGACGCGCCGAAGGCGCAGCUCACUGGCUUCCAGCUGUACUCGAGAUUCGCCCUUGCCGGCGCGGUCUGCUGCUCCGUCACUCACGGUGCCCUGACCCCCGUUGAUGUCGUCAAGACCCGCAUCCAGCUCGACCCCGUCACCUACAACAAUGGCAUGAUCGGCGGCUUCAAGAAGGUCAUCCAGGCCGAGGGCGCCGGUGCCCUGCUUACCGGCGUCGGCCCUACCUUCGCCGGCUACUUCCUCCAGGGCGCCUUCAAGUUCGGCGGUUACGAGUUCUUCAAGCAACAAUUCAUCAACAACCUCGGCUACGACACGGCCUCCAAGUACCGGACAGGUGUCUACCUUGCCUCGGCCGCCGCCGCCGAGUUCAUUGCCGAUAUUGCCCUCUGCCCCCUCGAGGCCACCCGUAUCCGUCUCGUGUCGCAGCCCACCUACGCCAGCGGUCUCGUCAGCGGCUUCGGCAAGAUGCUCACCACUGAGGGCAUCGGUGCCUUCUACGCCGGUUUCGGCCCUAUCCUUUUCAAGCAGAUCCCCUACACCAUGACCAAAUUCGUCGUUUACGAGAAGGUCGCCGAGGGCAUCUACAGCGUUUUCCCCAAGAAGGACAUGUCGGACGGCCUCCAGACCGUUGUCAACCUUGGUAGCGGUCUCACCGCUGGUUUCGCUGCUGCCCUCGUUUCUCAGCCUGCCGACACCAUGCUCAGCAAGAUCAACAAGACCCCCGGCCUUCCCGGUGAGGGCACCACCUCCCGUCUGAUCAAGAUCGCCAAGGAGCUCGGCUUUAAGGGCUCUUUCUCGGGCGUCGGGGCCCGUCUCUUCAUGGUCGGCACUCUCACUGCCUUCCAGUUCGCCAUCUAUGGUGACUUGAAGAAGGCCCUUGGUGCGGUCGGCGGCGUGGAGAUUGGCAAAUAA